Rasamsonia emersonii CBS 393.64 is the source of this 1431-nucleotide messenger RNA. RefSeq lists its product as uncharacterized. The transcript has a single exon. The coding region runs from base 1 to 1431 and encodes 476 amino acids. The record is from RefSeq and is a predicted model, not a curated record. Lineage: Eukaryota; Fungi; Ascomycota; Eurotiomycetes; Eurotiales; Trichocomaceae.
AUGUCCUCCAACGCAGCUCAGAACAGCUCAGUCUUAGGGGAGUCGUGGGUUGUUCCUGACCUACCUCCUGGGCAAACACGCGACGAUGGCGAUGCCGAAUGUGUGCACAAUAAAGGCAGCUCAGAACCCAGAUCGUACAGAUCUGAUGGAAAGUCUCCUUCAGAAUCGCAAAUCACGUCCACCUCUUCCACCUCCGGACCAGAGCUCAUUAUGCCAUCGAUAUCCAUCGACAUGACCUCCGACGGCUCUUGGGUCGUACCCAGAAGACGGAGCAAGCAGAUUUCGCCUCGAGAUCAAGGCAUGGCCUCUUCUGCAAGCCAGCGGGACCAAGGAUGCGCGACGGAUCGGCACAAGACGCCUGCAGAUACCCCUGCACCAGCUGCAAGUGGCAUGGAGUUUGUCCUUCACAAGAUCUCUUACCUGGCUCAAAGAUUAGGACAGAGCAAGGUCGUUUGGAUGGCUGUCAAUACGAUCCUUCUGAUCCCUAUGUUGCACCUCCUCAUCCUUCCAGAGCUGCUGUAUCAGUUCCCACAGCUCUGUCAACUGCCUUCUGCUUCAACUCUUUACCCAAAGACCUGUGUCGUCCACAACGGCACUUCCCCCAAACUUGCCGGUUUGCCGGCAAGUUAUCAGCAUGCUGUCAAAACCAGAAUUCAGCUGCAAGAUUUCUUAAACCAGACUGUACAGGCAUUGACACCGCUCGACAACCCGCUGAAGCUCAGUGACCGGGAAUUUCGACAAAUAUACAACACCAUACGUGACACUUAUCCUGGAGCCAGACAUGAACUGGAUCUUGAAUUCGAAGGCGCCUGGACAGCGCUUCGAAGCGCUUCUCGAGAGCUUGACACUCUCCGAGUCGGCUUGAAAUCGAUUUCUGACAACUUGGUCUCGCAAGAAGCACGGAGGAGCCGGGACGCACAGAAUCACCCGGGCCUUUUACAAGGAAAGAGCUCGAAUGAUGAGAGUUUUUGGGGCCGUUUUCUGUCGUAUGGUUCAUCGCAGAGGGGGUCUGAAAAGGGCACUCUGCUCGCAAGUCAACUGAGUCGUCUUGAGCAGUUUCUGGAUACGGCUGUCUCGAGGCUUAGUUCUGAGACGGAUUCCCUACUCACUCACCUCGCCACUCUAGACGACCAUCUCGAAUCUAUUCAACAGGUUAUCAUGCGCGAGGAGGAACGAGAACACGGUUCUUCUUCAGAUGCUCGCAAUGCGAUUGCGGCAUUCCUUGAACCGAUGUGGUCGGCCCUCAGCGAGAGGUUUUCUUUCCUCCCAUCAAACGUUUUGGUGUCGAGGUCGCACGACAACUCUUCCAAUGCGGCUCUUUCCGGCCAGCUUCGUCGCAUCUCAGCUCACCACCAUCCGAUGGCGAGCAUUAUUGGCAAAUUGGACAAGGAGCUCAAGGCCCUGCAAAAGAUUCGAGCGAUGCGAGUGUGA